Messenger RNA from Nicrophorus vespilloides, 1323 nucleotides. RefSeq names its product zinc transporter ZIP9 (gene Zip102B). Gene Ontology annotation, biological process: transmembrane transport; zinc ion transport. NCBI's taxonomy places the organism in Eukaryota, Metazoa, Arthropoda, Insecta, Coleoptera, Silphidae. The record is from RefSeq and is a predicted model, not a curated record. Gene Ontology annotation, molecular function: metal ion transmembrane transporter activity. The transcript has 5 exons. Bases 313 to 1188 code for a protein of 291 amino acids. Gene Ontology annotation, cellular component: membrane.
UAAAACUUUGACAAGAGUAUUUGUUGACAGUUGCUUGGUUAGACAACCUGCUUUUGUUUGGUGUACUUGUGUCUUGUGCUACGUAGUCUUUGCAUAUUGCGAAAACUAAAUUUGAAGGAGUAUUGUUUUGGUGAUCCGAAUUGGUCAAUAGGGAAUUCGCAAUCGUGUUUUGUCAACACCACAAAAAUCGAACCACAUAUGCCUACUGAGUGCAGAGAAAGUGCCUGCAUAACGUUCUCAGUGUGUCCUGUGGGCAGAUAAGAUUAGCUGCAACAUUUCCUCCCUUUAGUAAAUUAAGAACUAAACGGAAAAAUGGAAGAAACGUUCAUGCUGAUCUCUCUGACUAUAGUCAUGCUUGUUGGGUCCUUCCUGGCAGGCUCCAUUCCACUUUUCUUUAGCUUCUCAGAGGAAAAGUUGAAGAAAAUCACUGUCUUUGGAGCUGGGCUCUUGGUGGGCACAGCCCUUGUAGUCAUCAUACCAGAAGGUGUUCGUUCUUUGACUAUAGAGGAAGCCCCCACAAAUCAUGUGGAGGCCACACAACAUUCCCACAAUCAUAAGGAGAAUGAUCCCUUGUCAUUUAUUGGUAUAAGUUUAGUUUUAGGAUUUGUUUUUAUGCUAUUAGUGGAUCAGAUCUCUCAAAGUAGGAACGAAAGUUUGAACCCCUCUGAAAGGAAUAUUACAGCGACUGUUGGUCUUGUCGUGCACGCUGCAGCUGAUGGUGUAGCUCUGGGAGCGGCUGCUACCACGAGUCACGCAGAGGUCGAAAUCAUCGUGUUCUUAGCCAUAAUGCUUCAUAAAGCGCCAGCAGCCUUUGGUUUGGUUACGUUCCUAAUGCACGAAGGCAUCGACAGGCAAAGGAUUCGAAAGCACCUUCUGAUCUUCUCAUUGGCCGCUCCAUGUCUCACCUUAUUGACCUAUUUCGGUAUCGGGCAGGAGCAAAAGGAAACGUUCAGUUCCAUCAACGGAACAGGUAUUGCAAUGCUCUUCUCGGCCGGUACUUUCCUGUACGUCGCGACCGUUCACGUUCUGGCCGAGCUGACCCAGAAUUCGCACCAGCAUUACUCCAGAUUGCAAUCGCUGGAGACGGCGGGAAAGUCGACACAAACAAAAUUAAGGUUCCUCGAAGUCGUCAUCCUCGUUCUGGGCUGUCUGACGCCAUUGGUUUUGACCAUCGGUCAUCACCAUUAAGACUGCACGUCGUGCCAAGUGUCGAUAUUGGAAACAUAAUCAGUAUAACUCGAAAUUAUUAAGAACCAACAACAAAAAAAAAAUGCAAUACGUUUGUAUAUUUAUAUAUAUUUUUCCAAACCGAAACUAAAAGUU